Molecule: messenger RNA, 2178 nt
Organism: Branchiostoma floridae (Florida lancelet)
Lineage: Eukaryota; Metazoa; Chordata; Leptocardii; Amphioxiformes; Branchiostomatidae
Product: nucleoporin SEH1-like
Exons: 12
Coding region: 122-1225 (367 amino acids)
Biological process (GO): cellular response to amino acid starvation; positive regulation of TORC1 signaling
Cellular component (GO): nuclear pore outer ring; Seh1-associated complex
Molecular function (GO): protein binding; structural molecule activity
Source: RefSeq, a predicted model, not a curated record
AAUCUUCCCGUCAUGCGUUACUCUAAGCAAGUUGGUGAUAUACUGUGUUUUUUGGCGCGUUCUUCUCGUUAAAAACAGCAGUGAAAUCACAUUAAAAGAGUGGUUUAGCCACGUUUGAGACAUGUUUGUCGCUCGCAGUAUUUCUGCAGAACACAAGGACCUGAUCCACGAUGUCUCGUACGAUUUCCACGGCCGGAGGAUGGCCACUUGCUCAAGCGACCAGACCAUAAAGGUUUGGGACCUCACAGACGAUGGAGAAUGGCAAUGCACAGCAAGCUGGAAGACCCACAGUGGCUCAGUGUGGAAGGUGACGUGGGCACAUCCUGAGUUUGGGCAGGUCCUGGCCUCCUGUUCCUUUGACCGCACAGCUGCCGUGUGGGAGGAAGUUGUUGGGGAAUCACUGGCAUCCACACAAAGAGGACAGAGUCAUUGGGUAAAGAGAGCCAACUUGGUGGACAGUAGAACAUCAGUGACUGAUGUCAAGUUUGGUCCUAAACACAUGGGACUGCAGCUGGCCACCUGUUCUGCUGAUGGAGUAGUGAGGAUCUAUGAAGCUCCAGAUGUGAUGAACCUGAGUCAGUGGUCCCUACAGCAUGAGAUCAACACCAAACUGAGCUGCAGUUGUCUGUCAUGGAACCCUUCAAGACUUCACCUCCCCAUGUUGGCAGUUGGCAGUGAUGACACCAACCCUUCAGCUGGUGGAAAGGUUCAGAUAUACGAGUACAACGAUAACAUCAGGAAGUGGCAGAAAGUGGAAACAUUGAUGGCCAUAACCGAUGCAGUUCACCACAUUUCCUUUGCGCCCAACCUGGGCCGAUCGUACCACCUCCUGGCCAUCGCUACCAAGGAUGUCCGCAUUAUCACACUUAGGUGUCUCAGGAAGGAGCCCAAUGCUGGUGCAAACCCAGGUGGAAUGAGCAAGUUUGAAAUCAGACAGGCUGCACAGUUUGAUGAGCACAGCUCUCAGGUGUGGCGUGUGAGCUGGAAUAUCACAGGAACAGUCCUGGCAUCAUCAGGAGACGAUGGCUGUGUGCGCCUGUGGAAAGCCAACUACCUGGACAACUGGAAGUGCAUCUCUGUACUGCGUGGUGACGGCUCUGUCACUAAUGCCGGCGGCAGUUCCACUGGAGGGAACCAACUAGGUCUGACCAACACCGGGGGGAACUUUGGAGGGAGCAGAGGCUUUAAACAAGGGGGGUCAGGACAGAGCAGCAUGUGGUAUUAGGCUAUUAGCUUACUGGGAUGGGAGAGAAAGAUUUGAUACUAUUGUAAUCUAGUAAUUGUAACCGACUAUUUGUAAAGGAAAAGACACCUGGACUUGGACAAGUUUGUUAGUGAGUCAUUGUCAGAUCUUGGAGCAUUCUAGAAUUUCUUUUCCUGAAUCCUGUUGUCAAAAGUCUAAGAGAUACAAGAUACUGGAGGAUAGGUAUACAGUACCUUAACUAGUAUAUACUGAGUUUUGUAUUUCUGUAUCAUACAUGUAGCUACUGAUGUAUGGCAAUUUUUUCAUAUUUGCAGUAUGUGAAAAAAUUUAUGCUAGACCACACGUUAUUCGUGUUCAUAGUUCAAUAUUAUGUAUGUCAACCUUGUGUUAAAACAUUUUUUGUCACAUCUAACGGCCGAGUGGCGCUAGAACCUAGAGGACUUGAGACUGGUACUGGCUAGACAUUGUGUCCUUGGGAAGGGCACUUUUCACUCCACCCAGGUGUUAAAUGGUCUAGGUACCUGCCUGUGAUGGGCUUCGCCUUCCAAUACUGUGCCCUACACACAGUGGAUGACAACCCUCUAUAGCCUCAAAAUAGGCUGUGGGCUUCCUUUACCUCUGCCUCUUACAAUUGUACGUGUAAAAUACUAGACUACUGUUAUUAUGUAAGGCCACUCACCCCUUAUAUCCUCUUCUUGAGUAUUUUGAUAUUCAUAUUACUGUAUCAUGUGUGCAUCAUUUUCUCUCCAGGUCUAUCUUAAAACAUGUAUCUAGGGAUUGUACAGUAAACUAGCCUGUUAUCCAUCCUUAUUAUAGCUGUCGGUCUCUUGUUGUCUUCUCCACAACUAUGAGAAAUGGAUCCCAAGCUACUUGUACUUGGAAACUAAAGCCAUGACUGCCAUAGUUGUCCUUCUGGGUACCUUUUGUUAUGCCUUGACACAAAUAAAGAUAACGUACGAUGCUUGAUUCCAACA